Molecule: messenger RNA, 1188 nt
Organism: Cryptococcus wingfieldii CBS 7118
Lineage: Eukaryota; Fungi; Basidiomycota; Tremellomycetes; Tremellales; Cryptococcaceae
Product: pyruvate dehydrogenase E1 component subunit beta
Exons: 5
Coding region: 1-1188 (395 amino acids)
Biological process (GO): pyruvate decarboxylation to acetyl-CoA
Molecular function (GO): pyruvate dehydrogenase (acetyl-transferring) activity
Source: RefSeq, a predicted model, not a curated record
AUGGCACCCCGUCUCGCCCUCCGCGCCCUCCCCACCGCCCGCCACGCAACCAGGGCCCUCGCCACCAACGCCGCCACCAAGCUCGGCGCCAGGAACGCCCUCGUGUCCACCGCUGCUCCCCUCGUCAGCAGGGGCCCAAGCAGGCUCUUGGUCGACGGCCAGAGGCGGGCUGCUAGCAGUGAUGAGGGUGUUACCAUGAUGACUGUCCGAGAUGCGCUCAACUCUGCCAUGGAGGAGGAGAUGCUCAAGGACGAAUCCGUCUUUAUCAUUGGCGAGGAGGUCGCCAGGUACCAGGGUGCUUACAAGAUCACCAAGGGCUUGUUGGACAAGUUUGGAGAGGACCGAGUGAUUGACACUCCCAUCACUGAGAGUGGUUUCACUGGUAUGGCUGUCGGUGCCGCCCUUGCCGGUCUCAGGCCUAUCUGCGAGUUUAUGACCUGGAACUUUGCCAUGCAGUCUAUCGACCAGAUCGUCAACUCUGGUGGUAAGACCUACUACAUGUCUGGUGGUAACGUCCCCUGCCCUGUCGUCUUCCGUGGCCCCAACGGUGCCGCUGCCGGUGUCGGUGCCCAGCACUCUCAAGAUUUCUGCGCGUGGUACGGAUCUAUCCCUGGAUUGAAGGUCAUCUCUCCUUGGAGUGCCGCCGACUGUAGGGGUUUGUUGAAGGCUGCCAUUCGGGACCCCAACCCCGUUUGUUUCCUUGAGAACGAGAUGCUUUACGGUGUCCAGUUCCCCGUCACAAAAGCCGAGCUCGACGCCGACUUUGUCCUCCCCAUCGGCAAGGCCAAGAUCGAAAAGGCCGGUACCGACGUCACCGUCGUCGCCCACUCCAAGAUGGUCACCCACUCUCUUGAGGCUGCCGAGAUCUUGGAGAAGGAGCAGGGUAUCAAGGUGGAGGUCAUCAACCUCAGGAGCAUCAGGCCGUUGGACAUUGAGACUAUUAUCGCGAGUGUGAAGAAGACCAAGCACCUUGUGACCGUCGAGGGUGGUUUCCCUGCCUUCGGUGUCGGUUCCGAGAUCAUUGCCCAGGUCGUCGAGUCCACCGCCUUCGACUUCCUCGACGCUCCCCCCGAGCGAAUCACCGGUGCCGACGUCCCCACCCCCUACUCUGAAUCCCUCGAGCCCAUGGCUUUCCCCGACACCAACCUCAUCGCCAAGGUCCUCCAGCGACACCUCUACCGUCAAUAA